Molecule: messenger RNA, 1800 nt
Organism: Sporothrix schenckii 1099-18
Lineage: Eukaryota; Fungi; Ascomycota; Sordariomycetes; Ophiostomatales; Ophiostomataceae
Exons: 3
Coding region: 1-1800 (599 amino acids)
Biological process (GO): retrograde transport, endosome to Golgi
Cellular component (GO): Golgi apparatus; membrane
Source: RefSeq, a predicted model, not a curated record
AUGGCUCGAUGGCUGUCCCGGAUGCUGGCGCUGUUUGCGCUGGCAUUGUGGACGGCAACGGUGGUGGAAGCCUUUGAAGAACGAAUCAACCAACAGGAAGACAAUCGGCAACGAUGCGCUGGCAUGUACAGCCGCAGCUCGUGGGGUGGCGCCGUCGACCCCUUCAUCCUCGUCAAGUUCGACUCGUACGACGGCCCCGUGGACCCCAUUGUCAGCCUGCUCAUCUUUGAGUGGCGCGACGAGCCCUUUAUCGGCGACCAGCCCGACCCGUCCAAGCCCAAGAUCAUCAUCUGCGAGCCCCAGUACGUCAAGCUCGGCUACUGCAACGCGACGAGCGUCGGCGAGUUUGUCCUCCAGCCCAACACCACCGAGAAGUCCAACAACCUGGUCUUCACAAAGGCCGUCGACAUCAAGAACGCCGAGCCCGUCAACUACUCCAUCAAGAAGACCGGCUACUACUGCGUCGUCACGGCGCCCUUCCAGGCCACCGACUACGGCGCCGUCAUCGAGUUCCGCAACGCGUACGGCGAGCUGCCCGCCACCCAGAUUCCCAAGCUGCCGUUCUACGGCGGCAUCACCAUCCUCUAUGCCGUCGUGGCCGUCUUCUGGGGCUUCCUGUACUACCAGCACCGCGCCGACAUCCUGGCCGUCCAGAACUACAUCACGGCCAUUUUGAUCUUCCUCGUCUUUGAGAUGCUCAUGACCUGGGGCUUCUACGACUUCUUGAACCGCCACGGCGCGAACAUUGGCUCCAAAGUGCUGCUCGUCGUCGUGGCCGUCCUCAACGCCUUCCGCAACUCCUUCUCCUUCUUCUUGCUGCUGAUCGUGUGCAUGGGCUACGGCGUCGUCAAGUCCUCGCUGGGCCGUGUGAUGUGGUACGUGCGCAUCCUGGCCGUCGCCCACUUCGUGUUCGGGCUGGUGUAUGCCAUUACGAGUCUGCUGGUCACGCCCGACGCCGCGGGCCCGUAUGUGUUGCUGAUUAUCCUGCCGCUCGCGGGCACGCUCACGGCCUUUUACGUCUGGACGCUCAACUCGCUCAACUUUACCCUCAAGGACCUGCGCGAGCGCAAGCAGCACGCCAAGGAGACCAUGUACAAGAAGCUGUGGUGGUGCAUCCUGCUCAGCAUCAUCACGCUCUUCUCCUUCUUCUUCUUCAACAGCUUCUCGUUCGCCUCGUCCAGCGACCCGGACUUUGUGCCCUUCCACUGGAAGACGCGCUGGUUUGUGCUGGACGGCUGGAUGAACCUCGUGUACUUUGCCGACGUCGCCUUUGUGGCCUACGUCUGGCGGCCGACGGCCAACAACCGCCGGUUCGCCAUGAGCGACGAGAUUGCCCAGGACGACGACGGGACCUUUGAGAUUGCCAACAUGGACAUUGGCGUGCCGGACGACUUUGACGAGGACGACGACUACGACGACGAUGGCCAGCUGAAGCCGAAUGCGGGCGGCCGCAACGGCAGUGGUGCCGGUCCCGGCGACCGGGCGGGCGUUGCGGGCGCCGAGGAGGCGAACCUGGGUGGCAGCAGCAGCAGCAGCAACAACAACAACAACGCGGCCGCCUCGUCCAAUACAGGCAGCAGCCGACCGGCCCAGCCGCCGCAACCAAUACCAAAGUCCAACCCGCUGCAGCGCGCCUCGUCAUCUGCGUCGGCCUCCAAGUCGUCGACCAAGCCCGCGCACCAGCGCGACUCGCUGGACGAUGACGAUACCAUAUUUGCUGUGGGUGACGGUGACAAGUUCUCGGAUGACGACGACGAGGGAUCCGGUGAGGAGUCCGGCCUGGUAAAAAAUAAGAAGUAA